Molecule: messenger RNA, 867 nt
Organism: Closterium sp. NIES-67
Lineage: Eukaryota; Viridiplantae; Streptophyta; Zygnematophyceae; Desmidiales; Closteriaceae
Source: the annotation of a GenBank genome assembly
GAUCACACAAGCACGUGAACACACAUUGCCCAGAAACACCCGAUCUUUCUGCUUCUCUCUUCCGCCGAGUAGUCCUCUCAAAGACUUCGAGCUUCUCUCCCCUCUUCACUCGUUCCGUCGAGAAAUUCUCUCGUUCCCUCUUUUCAAGCGCGAGGCAUGGCGUCGUGGUGGAACCAGCUGGCGAUUCUCGGCAUUUGCGCGCUGGUCGCGGUGCUCGUCGCGCCGGCGGCGGCGAAGCGGCCCAGCAAGGAGGAGGUGAUCGCCGAGAGCGACUGGAAUCCGACGGACGAGACGCUCGGCAAGCUGGACCGCAAGGCCAUGCUCUUCCCCGCGGACGACGCGCUGCUCACCUCCGACUCCGCCGGCGCGGGCGUGAGCAUGAUGCUGAACCCGAACGCGGACCUGGAGGACGCCAAGGGGUACUGGAACUGGCUACGCGCCAACAUGGUGGACGGGCUCUACUCGGAGCAGGAGAUGAGCGACGCGCGUGAGCUCAAGGACGUGAAUGGCCGCAAGAUGGGCAAGAGUGAGGACGCGGCGGCGAAUCUGAGGGGGGGGAGGAAGAUGCGGUUCGGGAAGGCCAACGCGCAGAUUAACGACAUCCCAAAAAUUCGCCGUACUGACCCGCCUGCCGGAAUCAAAGCGUUUGUGCGAAAAGGCUGAUCAGCUCCGUAGGCCCUACAACUAUUGGAGAAAAUCUCGCGAAUCCCGUUCCGCAGCGAAAAUUGGAAUAUAAUCGCGCGAGACGGGAUUCGUGAGAUUCGCGAGAUUUUCUCCAACUAUUGUGUUUUCCUUGGUGCUCGCAUGUGUCUAGAUUACGCGUUCCUGGGUAGAGCUAUCUGUACUGGACUGGGUGGAGCAACGCAU